CGAGCAGCAUCCGACCCAGCGCGCAGUCACACAGACGACAGAACCGCAGUUCAGUCUCGCAGUUCAGCCUCGCAGCAUCUGUACCGAUCUCUGGCUCCGGCUUCCAGUCAGACCAUUUCUCUUUUUUCUGCCUCUGAACUGAGCACCAACCAAGGAUAAGUGUUCGGGGAGCUGAGUGGAGCUGGAGGAGUGAAAGCAACCGACACUUGUUGCUCGCCCCGUCAGGUACACCUCCUGUCGGCAGCCUGAAGCGCUCAGUCUGGUGCGCACAUGGCACAGAAAACGCGUCCCUCGCUCUCCUGACAGCCGCGCAACAUGGAGACACACACUGGUUAACGAGGCCUUUACUACACCGAACGCGCGAUUCACCUGACUUCACAUCAAACCUUAUCUAAGUUGGGGCGUUUUCUUCCGAUUUCCGAAUUUUUGGGAACUUUUUUUGGUUGUUUGUUGUUUUUUUGAAGGACAAACCAUGUUGGGUUUAAACAGGAUUCUGAGCCUCCGGGCGACGCGGAUUCGGAGCUAUGGUUCGCCGGGCGUCAGACUCUCCUCCCGGGCUUCUUCCCGGUGCCAAACCCCAAGUGCCAGCUCCAGGAUUUACUGUGCGUGCGUGUUGCUGCUGCUGCUGGUUACACCUCGGGUGGACUCUUCGUGGUGGUACAUCGGGGCACUCGGGGCCCGUGUGAUCUGCGACAACAUCCCGGGUUUGGUGAACAAGCAGCGGCAACUUUGCCAGCGCCACCCGGACAUCAUGCAGGCCAUCGGCGAGGGCACCAAGGAGUGGAUCAGAGAAUGCCAGCACCAAUUCAGACACCAUCGCUGGAACUGCAGCACACUGGACCGCGACCACACCGUGUUUGGACGUGUCCUGCUACGGAGCAGCCGCGAGGCAGCAUUCGUCUACGCUAUCUCCUCAGCUGGUGUGGUGUAUGCGCUCACUCGCGCCUGCAGCCAGGGGGAACUGAAGACGUGCAACUGUGACCCGCACAAGCGAGGACGGGCUAGUGACGAGCGGGGAGAGUUUGACUGGGGUGGCUGUAGCGACAAUAUUAACUAUGGGAUCAAGUUUGCCAAAGCCUUCAUAGAUGCCAAAGAGAGGACGGUCCGAGAUGCACGGGCACUCAUGAACCUGCACAACAAUCGCUGUGGCAGAAUAGCAGUGAAGCGAUUCAUGAAGCUGGAGUGCAAAUGCCACGGAGUGAGUGGCUCCUGCACGCUGCGGACAUGUUGGAUGGCCAUGGCAGACUUCAGGAAGACCGGCGACUACUUGAGGAGGAAAUACAACGGGGCCAUCGAGGUGACGAUGAAUCAGGACGGGACGGGCUUUGCUGUGGCAAACAAAGCCUUCAGGAAGGCCACCAAAAAUGACCUGGUCUACUUUGAGAACUCACCGGAUUAUUGCCUGCAAGACAAAGCCGCAGGAUCCCUGGGCACAGCCGGGCGAGUCUGCAACAAGACGUCACGCGGCACCGACGGCUGCGAGGUCAUGUGCUGUGGACGAGGCUACGACACCACACGGGUCCAGCAGAUCACCAAGUGCGAGUGCAAGUUCAAAUGGUGCUGCGCUGUGGAGUGUAAGGACUGCGAGGAGGCCGUGGACAUACACACGUGCAAGGCCCCUAAGCGAGCCGAAUGGUUGGACCAGACCUGAGGACACGCCCCCUAAGCCCCCCCAUAAUGCAGCCCCAUCCCUUUCCCCUUUGCAGGACAUCCUGUGGAACAUGGCAUUCUGGGAAAGUUUGUCCAAAAGUGCUCCGCGUCUCCGCCCUCCCCUCUACCCACCUCGGUUCAUCAUUGCAUGGCUUUUCUACUUGUCUCUGUGAAAGCACUAGAAUUCAGUACCCAUCAAUAUGAAUUAAUACCCAUAAUCCCUGUUUGUGAAUGGCCUUGUGACUGACCCGCUGGGAUCCGACGCUGAACAGUGAAACCAGUAAACACUUUGGGGUUCGGGUGGAUUGGGCUUUUAUCAAAGAAUCGGUCCAGGUGGCCUUUUUUCUAGUGUGGGGUUCUGAGCUAAAAAUGGUUUGCUGCUUUAACGACGCUUUAAAAGACACAUUUUUACAUUAACUGAGCCUUCAAGCAUAUCCAGUAUUAAUACAACAACAUCAUAUACUCGCAUAAUUCUCUUAAUUUUUUUGGGGGGGGGAAUACACUUUUAUCCACCCAAACAAAUACCUGGUUGGACUUUGGGAAGUAGCUUGACAAGUGCACUUUGAGAAGUGGACAUCUUGAGAGUCAGUUUGGCUCUGCGUUGUCAAACGGAAGUCCAGACAAGAGGACUGCCAGAGGACGAGGAGGAGAUGGACACCAGAUGAAUAAACGGACGGAUGCAUUAUUGGAACUUUGAAUGCAACUGUAAAAAACAAAGCAAAAAAAACUACAAAAAACUAAAACAAAAAGAAAGUUGUUUAAAAGUGAUUUAUUUAAAUUGUAAAGUGUUGUUUCAUUUCUCAUCUGCGGAUGGGACUGCACUACAUUGGCUGAAACGAGGAAAGAGAAGAGCACUCCCAUUAUUGUGAUUAUACAGCGUACUUUAGUUUUCAGUGUGUAAGACGACAAACUGCCGAUGAGAAGACGAAGAAGGUGAAGAAGAAGGCCAAGAAGUAGAAGAAAAAAGCCUGGACGGUCAUUCAGUCACACAUAACCACCAUAUCAGACAGAUUUUACUUCUCUGCUCUCCAGCUUGCUUGUAUAACAUUGUGUAUAUUGUCUUAUCUAAACAGAUGUUCAUAUGAAAUAUAUGGUGCAUUAGUAUGA
Molecule: messenger RNA, 2757 nt
Organism: Pleuronectes platessa (European plaice)
Lineage: Eukaryota; Metazoa; Chordata; Actinopteri; Pleuronectiformes; Pleuronectidae
Product: protein Wnt-2b-A
Exons: 5
Coding region: 473-1651 (392 amino acids)
Biological process (GO): neuron differentiation; multicellular organism development; cell fate commitment
Cellular component (GO): extracellular region
Molecular function (GO): cytokine activity; frizzled binding
Source: RefSeq, a predicted model, not a curated record